Piliocolobus tephrosceles (Ugandan red Colobus) is the source of this 2237-nucleotide messenger RNA. RefSeq names its product Wnt inhibitory factor 1 (gene WIF1). The coding region runs from base 375 to 1514 and encodes 379 amino acids. Gene Ontology annotation, molecular function: signaling receptor binding. Gene Ontology annotation, biological process: anatomical structure development. NCBI's taxonomy places the organism in Eukaryota, Metazoa, Chordata, Mammalia, Primates, Cercopithecidae. The record is from RefSeq and is a predicted model, not a curated record. The transcript has 10 exons. Gene Ontology annotation, cellular component: cell surface; extracellular region.
CUCCUGGCUUGCACCUCGCUUGCGCCAGCCCUUCCCGCUCUUCUGUUCUCGCUCUAUUUGCCCCGCUGACUGCCGGCCUCGCCAGCUUUGCCAGUCUUACGUCUCUGCCACCCCCACUCCCGCCCGCGCCCCAUCUUCUUGCACGGCUCACGCCCGCUGAUCCCCCCCACCCCGCCUCCCCAGUCCUGCCUGCCCCCUCCUCCUCCUGCUCUUGCAGGCUUCUUGGCACCCAGGCUGGGAAGCGACGGUCCCAGCCGUCUAAGCGGGAACAGCUCUGGCUGAGGGAGCUGCAGCGCAGCCGAGGAUCUGACGGCCCCAGGUUGCGUAGGUGCGGCACGAGGAGUUUCCCCCGCAGCGAGGAGGUCCUGAGCAGCAUGGCCCGGAGGAGCGCCUUCGCUGCCGCCGCUCUCUGGCUCUGGAGCAUCCUCCUGUGCCUGCUGGCACUACGGGCGGAGGCCGGGCAGCCGCGGGAGGAGAGCCUGUACCUGUGGAUCGAUGCUCACCAGGCGAGAGUACUCAUAGGAUUUGAAGAAGAUAUCCUGAUUGUUUCAGAGGGGAAAAUGGCACCUUUUACACAUGAUUUCAGAAAAGCGCAACAGAGAAUGCCAGCUAUUCCUGUCAAUAUCCAUUCCAUGAAUUUUACCUGGCAAGCUGCAGGGCAGGCAGAAUACUUCUAUGAAUUCCUGUCCUUGCGCUCCCUGGAUAAAGGCAUCAUGGCAGAUCCAACCGUCAAUGUCCCUCUGCUGGGAACAGUGCCUCACAAGGCAUCAGUUGUUCAAGUUGGUUUCCCAUGUCUUGGAAAACAGGAUGGGGUGGCAGCAUUUGAAGUGAAUGUGAUUGUUAUGAAUUCUGAAGGCAACACCAUUCUCCAGACACCUCAAAAUGCUAUCUUCUUUAAAACAUGUCAGCAAGCUGAGUGCCCAGGCGGGUGCCGAAAUGGAGGCUUUUGUAAUGAAAGACGCAUCUGCGAGUGUCCUGAUGGGUUCCACGGACCUCACUGUGAGAAAGCCCUUUGCACCCCACGGUGUAUGAAUGGUGGACUUUGUGUGACUCCUGGUUUCUGCAUCUGCCCACCUGGAUUCUAUGGAGUGAACUGUGACAAAGCAAAUUGCUCAACCACCUGCUUUAACGGAGGGACCUGUUUCUACCCUGGAAAAUGUAUUUGCCCUCCAGGACUAGAGGGAGAGCAAUGUGAAAUAAGCAAAUGCCCACAACCCUGUCGAAAUGGAGGUAAAUGCAUUGGUAAAAGCAAAUGUAAGUGUUCCAAAGGUUACCAGGGAGACCUCUGUUCAAAGCCUGUCUGCGAGCCUGGCUGUGGUGCACAUGGAACCUGCCAUGAACCCAACAAAUGCCAGUGUCAAGAAGGUUGGCAUGGAAGACACUGCAAUAAAAGGUAUGGAGCCAGCCUCAUACAUGCCCUGAGGCCAGCAGGCACCCAACUCAGGCAGCACACGCCUUCACUUAAAAAGGCCGAGGAGCGGCGGGAUCCACCUGAAUCCAAUUACAUCUGGUGAACUCCGACAUCUGAAACGUUUUAAGUUACACCAAGUUCGUAGCCUUUGUUAACCUUUCAUGUGUUGAAUGUUCAAAUAAUGUUCAUUACACUUAAGAAUACUGGCCUGAAUUUUAUUAGCUUCAUUAUAAAUCACUGAGCUGAUAUUUACUCUUCCUUUUAAGUUUUCUAAGUACGUCUGUAGCAUGAUGGUAUAGAUUUUCUUGUUUCAGUGCUUUGGGACAGAUUUUAUAUUAUGUCAUUUGAUCAGGUUAAAAUUUUCAGUGUGUAGUUGGCAGAUAUUUUCAAAAUCACAAUGCAUUUAUGGUGUCUGGGGGCAGGGGAACAUUCGAAAGGUUAAAUUGGGCAAAAAUGUUUAAGUCACAAGAAUUUGGAUGGAGCCAUUAAUAUUGUUGAAGUUACAGCAUUUCAGAUUUUUUUGUCAGAUAUUUAGAUGUUUGUCACAUUUUAAAAAAAUUGCUCUUAACUUUUAAACUCUCAAUACAGUAUAUUUUGACCUUACCAUUAUUCCAGAGAUUCAGUAUGAAAAAAAAAUUACACUGUGGAAGUGGCAUUUAAACAAUAUAAUAUAUUCUAAACACAAUGAAAUAGGGAAUAUAAUGUAUGAACUUUUUGCAUUGGCUUGAAGCAAUAUAAUAUAUUGUAAACAAAACACAGCUCUUACAUAAUAAACAUUUUAUACUGUUUGUAUGUAUAAAAUAAAGGUGCUGCUUUAGUUUUCUGA